Stylonychia lemnae is the source of this 2031-nucleotide messenger RNA. Lineage: Eukaryota; Ciliophora; Spirotrichea; Sporadotrichida; Oxytrichidae. The record is from the annotation of a GenBank genome assembly.
AUGUAAAAUAUCUUACCUAAAACUGGCAGCAUCAAGGACAAAGUAGUUGCUGAGGACUUGUUGGCUGAGAGGAAAAAUUUAAAUUUCGAUUAGCUUGAGCUAACUAACUUUGUAUUUGGAGGCGAAGAGAAUUAUAAAAACUAUCAAGAGUGGACUAAAAUUCUCGAGUCUGAUCCUAUUCUACACAAUCAUCACGAAUUUUAUGAGUUUACAAGAGAGGAGCAAAUCGAACACAAUUUGCAAAAAGUCAAAAGAAUGUAUGAAAUCGAUAAAAAAAAGUACUUCCAAGAUUAUUCAGAAGGAUAUUUCCAAUGGUACUACUAUAUUUUUAAGGGAAUUUCUCCAUAUGGUCUUCAUUCAACAAUGUUUGUCUCUUGCAUUGAUUGUCUGUCUGAUGAUGAGCAAAGAGCGAAAUGGUUACACAUGGCUAAGGAUUUCAAAAUGCUUGGAUGCUACGCCUAAACAGAAUUAGGUCAUGGAUCAAAUGUGACUGGAGUUGAGACUACUGCAACUUUUGAUAAGUAAACAGAUGAAAUUAUAAUUAACACUCCAACCAUCACAGCAACUAAAUUUUGGCCAGGUGAAUUAGGCAAACUUACAAACUUUGCAAUGGUCUACGCUAACCUUAUAUCAAAUGGAAAGAAUUAUGGAGUGCAGCCAUUCUUAGUUUAGAUAAGAGAUUUUGAAAAUCACCAGCCUGUAUAAGGAGUAGAAAUUGGGGAUAUUGGCUCCAAGUUUGGAUUUAAUGGUAAAGAUAAUGGCUUUAUCAUCUUUAAUAAUCUAAGAAUUCCAAGAGGAAACAUGCUUCAAAGAUUUUCCGAAUUGGAUAGAGAAGGCAACUUCAAGGUUAAAGGAAAUUAAAAGGCACUUUUCUCUGUCAUGCUUAUGGGCAGAGUUCAACUGAUAAAUUUCUCAUCUUUUGGACUUCACUGGGCUCUCUUAGUUGGAACAAGAUAUGCUGCUGUCAGAAGGCAAUUUGCAAAUUAAGAAGGAGACAAACUUGAGAGAAAACUACUAGAUUAUCAAACACACAUGAUGAAAUAUGGACCUUUUUUAGCAUACUCAAUUGCUUUUAGAUUCGCAGUGACCGAUCUAAUUAAAAUGCACAAGAAAUUACUUGCUGGCUUAGUCAAUAAUGAUUUUGGCAACUUAGAACUUUUGCAUCAUAUAACCUCUGGAUACAAAUCGGUCUUUACAACACUUUCAUAUGAUGCUAUAGAUGAAAUAAGGCAGUCGUGUGGUGGUGCAGGAUUCCUAUCAUGGUCUUCUCUGCCUUCCCUUCAAUAAGAUUUCGCUCCGAAUACAACUUUCGAAGGUGACAAUACAGUGAUGCUCCAACAAGCAGCUAGACUCAUAAUGAAGAAUGUCACUUUAGUAAUGAAAGGGAAAAAGCCUCAUGAAUUUUUCGCUCACCUAGAAUUAAUCAAGGAUCUACCAGUAGCAAAUAAGACUCUUUCAUCUGUUUCUGAGGUUCUAGAAUUAGAAUAUCUUGAUUUAGCUUUGGCUACGAGAGCAGCUUUUAAGAUAAGGUUCUUUAUGGAGAAGUAUAUGACAACUGAAGCGACCGAAAAUGAAAAGUUAAACUCCCUAUUAGCUAUAGAUAUCCUCCCAAUGGUCAAGGCUCAUGUUAUGUAUACUACAUUUAGACAUUUUAGACAAGGAAUAGAGAGCAAUGGCUUUAAAUGUGAAAACCUCAAGAAGCACUUUAGAAACUUGUGCAGACUCUAUGCAUUAAAUGAAUUGACCUAAGACAACCAAUCAUUGUACGAAUGUGGGUUCUUUACUCAGGGAACCAUGAAAAUAAUCAGCUAAGGAUUAAAGCAGCUUCUUUAAGAAAUUAGACCUCACAUGAUUCCACUGGUAGAAUCUUUAAGAAUCCCAGAUAGCAUUCUUGUAUCAUCAAUCGGUAACUCUUACGGAGACAUCUAUGAAACCUAGUUAGAAUGGGCGAAAGGUAGCAGACUUAAUAAAUCUACAACUAUCAAAGGCUUUAAGGAACUGAUAUUGCCAAUUGUGAAUGGAAAGCUUUGA